This is a messenger RNA of Lathyrus sativus (Indian pea), 609 nucleotides long. NCBI's taxonomy places the organism in Eukaryota, Viridiplantae, Streptophyta, Magnoliopsida, Fabales, Fabaceae. The record is from the annotation of a GenBank genome assembly.
AUGGAGGAAAAUCCCAAGUUGGAUUUGCCAUCUUCUUCUUAUUAUGGCUGUGGAGAUGCUUUUGAAGCGGAGCAGAAAAGUUUGAACCACAUGAAUUCAUUUCAAUACACAAAUGAGAAAAUAGAAAGCUAUGUGAUUGAUAUGGAUCCAUUUUCUCCUGGCAUCAAUAAAGAUAGUGUCAAUACAAAUUCGAGAUUUACGAUGCAGAGGAGUUUAUCCAGAAAAGGAUCCCAACGUGUGGGUGAUAGGAAAAUGAAUAGCCUUACAGCACUUCAAAUUCAUGAAAAUAAGGAUCUCAUAUCUGCUAUGUGCUCACCAUUAGCGUGUGGUACACCGGAAAAGUUAGGAGCAAUGGUAGUGUCAUUGACGGAUCAUUCAAUCAACUCACACAUUCAUCAACAAAGCGGCGCAACCACGGGAGAAACAAAAUCCUUAACUCGCAGAAAUAGUUUCGUAAGAUCUACUUCAUGGUCACUUGAUCCUAAAAGGGUUCUCAUUUUCUUUGCCACCUUGUCAAGCAUGGGAACAAUGUUGCUGAUAUAUUUCACUCUUAUUAGCAAUAAGCAAAAUUCAGAUGAAUUUGUGGGUGAUAUAGGAACUAGUCAAUGA